This is a messenger RNA of Podarcis raffonei (Aeolian wall lizard), 1571 nucleotides long. It is a transcript of the gene ZAR1L, whose product is annotated as zygote arrest 1 like. The transcript has 4 exons. Lineage: Eukaryota; Metazoa; Chordata; Lepidosauria; Squamata; Lacertidae. Gene Ontology annotation, molecular function: mRNA base-pairing post-transcriptional repressor activity. The record is from RefSeq and is a predicted model, not a curated record. Gene Ontology annotation, cellular component: cytoplasm. Gene Ontology annotation, biological process: translation. Bases 31 to 1071 code for a protein of 346 amino acids.
GGCGAGCCAAGUUACCUGUCCCUCUGGGCUAUGGAGCGCUUUGUCUACCCGUCCUAUAGCAUCUACCAAAGUUAUGGGAACGCCUUCAGCCACAGCCACAACGUGGCCCCCAGGCCGCCAUCUAAGCAAAAGCAGCCUGGCUGGAAGCAGAGCAAGAGCAGCAGGAGCAGCAUCCCGAGCCCUUACCGGGGCCCCCUGUCUGCCCCUUCCUCGGCCCCGCUGCCGCCUCUGCCGCCGCCGCCGGCCUCGCCGGAUUAUUUAGACAGCUACAAGCGGGCCCAGCUGAAGGCGCUGCUCUCUCAAGUCAGCCCCGGCCUCGCCCCAAGGCUCCGCAAAGCCAGCACCAAGGAGGUGGGCACCCAGGUCAACCCACGGGUGGACGCCGCCGUGCAGUGCUCGCUCGGGUCCCGCCAGCUUCAGAAUCUCCCCGGGCGGGAGCCUCCGCCGCAGCAGGGCCGCCAACUCUCCCCUUGCACCGAAGAGGAGGCGGCGGCGGCGGCGGCGGCAGAGAAGCCGCCGCCCACGGGGCAAGAAAGAGGGCCGCCAUCCCAGCAGCAAGCCGAAGAGCCCGAGGGGAAGGAACCCCUGGAGCCGGAGAAGGGCGCUCAGGCUGAGGCGAAGGGGAAGCUUCCAGGCAGCGGUGAAGGAGAAGAAUCCGCCCAGCAGCUGCGGGACGGGGAGGGCGACACGGCCCAGAAAGGCGCCGCUGACGCCGCCGCGGCCUCAACCGCCACUGAGGGCAAGAGAGCUGCUUUCCAGUUCCUAGAACAGAAGUAUGGCUAUUUCCAUUGCAACGACUGCAAGACCAGAUGGGAAAGUGCUUACGUAUGGUGCAUUUCUGGAACCAAUAAGGUUUACUUUAAACAGCUUUGUCGCAAAUGUCAGAAGAGCUUUAAUCCUUAUAAAGUGGAAGCAAUUCAGUGCCGUAUCUGUGCAAAGACUCGUUGCUCCUGCCCCCAGAAGAAAAGGCACAUUGACCUCAAGAGGCCUCACCGUCAAGAGCUGUGUGGCCGCUGCAAAGGCAAAAGACUCUCUUGUGACAAUACUUACAGCUUCAAAUACAUUAUCUAAUUUGUGCUGUUCUUGCACAUGGCACCAUGCACUUUGUUACUUGUUUCAUAACAUGGAUUUGACCUUAGGUUUCUGACCCGGCAUUGGAUACUGGAGUAAAGAUUUUUGUAAGGCUAGGAAAUAUUUGUAGUUUAUUGGGGUAACUUGUAAUGAAUUUGAAUUCCACUUCAAUUGUAAUAGUCGCUGAUAUGGAAGACUAGCUAUAGUACAUGAGAGCUAUAUUGAAGGAUGGGAAAUUGAGGAAUUUCUAUGUAGCAAAACUAAAAUUUCUACAAGGGGCCAGGUUAUCCCAUUUGAUGCUGUUUCAUUUACACUUAUGAAUACUGUACUGUAAUGACAAAUUACUAAUAACAAGGUGAGCUGUCUCUUUGCAUACCUUUCUAAAACUAAUAAAAAUAUUCUUAACCACUAAAGACUAUAAACUAUUCCAUAUAUUGUCCUUUGGUACAAUCUCUGCAGUGGAAAAUAUUUAUUAAAUGGAAUAAACAGAGUAAUUCUGA